This is a messenger RNA of Verticillium nonalfalfae, 2082 nucleotides long. RefSeq lists its product as uncharacterized. The transcript has 5 exons. NCBI's taxonomy places the organism in Eukaryota, Fungi, Ascomycota, Sordariomycetes, Glomerellales, Plectosphaerellaceae. The coding region runs from base 1 to 2082 and encodes 693 amino acids. The record is from RefSeq and is a predicted model, not a curated record.
AUGUCACGAGGUGACGAUGAUACAUUUCAAGAAUUCCCUUACGACCUCAAACAACAAGUAGCCAAGCAGGUCCCCGACCACAAAGUCGAGUCAGUCGUCUACCCCAAGUAUGAGACGAAAGGCGAGCUUGAGCAAGCCACCGAAUUCUUUCUGGAAUGGCUUAAGGAGAGAGUGAUCGAUGUUCGUAAAGAGCACCUCGAUGAACCAUGGCCGCCCAACGACAGGAAGGUCGGAGUCGUUCUAGUAGCACACUCCAUGGGUGGCUUCGUUGCUGCCGACACGCUUUUCCGCGCCGUCAGCGAACGUGCUGACAAGAACCCCGACGACAAAACACCAAUCUUUCCUCUCAUCCAGGGCAUUCUCACCUUUGACACGGCAUACAAUGGCCUCGCGCGGUCCAUGUUCGUCUACGGCGCCUUCUCCAACUACCAAAAGGUCAGCAGCGUCUUCAACGUCAUGACCGCCCUCGGGGCCGCCGCGCCGGCGAGCCUCAGCCGCCUCGGCAUGCAAAGAGCCGCAGGGCGCGCUGCUGUUGCUUCGAACCCUUCGUCGAGCCCCGCCUGGAAGACGUGGCAGCUGGUGGCUGUGCGCACGGGCACCGUGGGCGCCAUCGCCGCCGGCGGCGUGACGGCGUACAUCCACCGCGAGGCCAUCAUUAGCGGCAUGAAGAGCAUGAAGAACAUCAACAAGGACACGGUCGUCGAGGGCUACCGAUCGAGCAUGGAGUCGGUGGGGCAAGGCCUCGCGUACAUCAACCGCGGCAACGUCGGCCACUCGUUCGCCUGGCUGUCUGACCACUUCACCUUUGUCGGCACGCUGCUGAAGCAGAAGGAACUCAGUCGUCGGCUUGACCGUAUGGCCGCCCUCAAGGGCGUCGGCAUCAAGGACUUUUACACGUCGCUUGGCGAGAACGGCACGUGGAGCGGAGGCUACUUUGUGCCCGAGCGUACCUUCUGCGCCAUUCCCGAAGGCGAUCACCCCGCCAGCGACAUGUUCACGCGGUGCAUCAUGCGCACCUCGGAAGACGAGGUGCAGGCGCACAUGUCCAUGUUCCGACCGGAGAAGAAUAAGGGCUACGAGCGCAUGACCGACGAGGCAGCGCAACUCGUCAAGAAGUGGUUCCUCAGCGAAGAGGACGUCUAUGACGACCCCAAGUUCCGCGAGCCCGCCCCCGAGGAGGCUGCCGAGGACAACACCGUCAAGGAGACGCUCGAGGCUGGUGAGAAGGGUGCCGAGGAGGCCCAAAAGAAGGGCGGUCCCGACGCACCCAUUGACGGUGACGUGCCUGACGAGUCGCCCCUGGACAUUGCGGCUGCUUCGUCGCUCGUGCCGCUGUCCAGCGACGCCGAGGCCGGCGGCGACGAUGCCGAGAAACAAAAGCAGACGUAUAUGCAGUACCUCUUCGCCAUCGCUCAGCAGACGGGGACCGACUCGAAGAGCUGGUGGUCCAGCAAACUGCCGAACAUGCCAAACCUGCCGGCCGUGCAGAUUCCAUCCAUGCCUUCUGUGCCGUCUGCCGUGUCAUCGCUUGGGCAGGUAUCGAUGCCCAGCUACAACAUCUUUUCGAAGAAGCAGCCUGCCUCUGACAAGGACGGAGCUGAGACACAGGAGGAAAAGAAGGCUGAGACGACGGACAAUGCCGCGAAGCAAUCUGCAGAGGAGCCUGCCGAGAAGUCCUCGGAGACGACUGUGGAGAAGCCUGCAGAGAAGCCUACAGAGAAGAACGCGGAAGAGCCCGUGAAGGAGAUCAACGAGAAGGAGUCUCUACCCGCCGAGCAGGCUCAAGAUGUUCGGGUCGAGGAGGAUUCUGCACCAGCUAAAACGCAGGAUGAAACUGUCGAGAAAAAAGAGCCCGAUGUGCCAGCCACCAAGCCAGUCAUUACGGACAACGAUUCUGGCAAGGACGUUUCGAUCGAAGCGGCGCCUUCUGAUGCCAAGUCGACUGAAGAGACCAAGGUAGACCAGCCUGAGCCGACGAAAGUUGAGACCUCCCGAGAGAAUGUCGAGAAUGCGCAGCCAGCCGAGGACGCUACGCAAAAGGGAGAGCCUACGGAGGCGGUCCCCGAAGCUCAGAAGGUAUAG